CGCCCCCCCCUCAAAUCUCAAGCUCAUCGACCUCGCGGAGAGAGUGGGAGAGAGAGUGGGAGGAGGUUCUCAGCUCUUCCAAAGAGAAGCGCGGCUGUGCCCUUCCGUCCUCCCUCCCCCGGUGUUCCCACCCACAUAUGUCUCCAUCUGUCUCUCCCCAUCUCCGUCCCCUUUCCCGAUUGUUCCUGAUUCUCUUCUCCAACCGUCUUCGGAUAGACAGGCGGAUAGAUCGAUCCAUCAAACCCCUCUUGUAGUUCUAUCCUGUGUCUGCGGAAAGGGAGCGAGGACCGCCGUUCCGGUGGUCUUACUGCCUGACCCACUGCUGCCUUCCUGUUUUGUUCUCGCCUCUUCGUUGCGGUUCCUUCCAGCUUCGAUCCGAGCGGGAACGAACAAUGCUGCUUCCUCUCCGCCCUUGUGCGUUCUGAUUCCGCUGAUUACGUUAGCGCAACGCUGGCUGUUUAAAGAUCUGAUCAUUCACUUCUUUCGGUGGAGCCCUGGGAAGCCAUUCGUGCGGAAGCGAAGCGAAAGUCGUCACUAUUAAGGAAGGCAGGAGAUGAAUCGAAGCUUUAGGGCUCCGGAGGCUCCUCAACCUCAAGCGACGAUGACGACGCGGGGGAGGACCCUGGGCGCCGUCAUGAAGGACAGGGACGAGGACCUCGCCCUCUUCCUUGAGAUGCGCAAGCGCGAGAAGGAGCGGAACGACCUCCUCCUCCUCCACAACUCCGAAGAACUCGAUCCCCCCAUAGGGUCUAAACCUGGGAGCGCUCCCAUCUUCAAGAUCGUGCCAUCGGCACCUGCACGCAAGGCUGGUGUGGAUGACUUCCUCAACUCUGACAGCGACAAGAACGACUACGACUGGCUUCUUACGCCACCAGGCACGCCACUUUUUCCAUCUUUGGAUAAGGAGUCCAAUAGAUCUCCAAGAGGCAAUAUUGGGACACCAAAAUCUCGUCCUGCUGUGCUGAAAUCGAGGCUAGCCAAUCCCUCAGAGGCUUCUUCAAAGAGUAGCUUGCCAUCAAGACAGGCAGCACCAUCCACUCGCUUGAAUUCAUCUGCUUUGGAAGCAAGGCGGCCAUCAUCAUCUGGAGGUCCUAUUCGUAUGUCUUCAAGACCUGCAACCCCAGCUGGUCGCCCUACAUUAACUGCCACUUCUAAAUCUUCCAGACCUUCCACUCCCACUUCCCGGGCCACAUUAUCUUCAAAGUCUGUGGCCCCCCCACCAAGAUCAUCAACACCUGCUAGAUCUUCUACGCCCACAUCCAGGCCUUCUUCUCUUGUCCCUAGCAGGCCUGGAUCAAGGUCAGCCACUCCAACUAGACGGCCUUCUACACCAUCUAGUCUGCCAGCCAGUUCUGCUCCAUCAGGUCGAUCUUCUUCAGUCACAAAGUCAGGCCCCAUGACAUCAAAAAGUUCAGCACCAUCACGUGGCAGCUCUCCAACUGUAAAAUGCAGACCAUGGAAACCUUCCGACAUGCCUGGCUUUUCCCUUGAUGCACCACCAAAUUUGAGGACAUCAUUGCCUGAUAGGCCCUCUUCAGCUUCUCGGGGUAGACCUGGAGCACCCUGCUCAAGAUCAUCUACAAUUGAGGCUGGACCUAGUGUUAGACCAAGACAGCAGUCUUGCUCUCCAUCCAGAGGCAGGGCUCCAAAUGGUAUUGUCCAUAAGGGGGGCUCUGUUCCGGCAGUAAGCAGAUCACAUUUAAAUGGUGGUGACAGCUUAAACCCUGUUCUAAUUGGAAAUAAGAUGGUUGAACGGGUAGUAAACAUGAGAAGACUUGCGCCCCCAAAGCAAGAUGACCAACGAUCACUUAAUAACCCUCCUGGAAAGCCAACACUGUCACCAGAUAGCACUGGCUUUGGAAGAACACUAUCAAAAAAAUCACUAGAUAUGGCUCUGAGGCAUAUGGAUAUAAGGCGGAGCAUUCCGAACAGUUUACGGCCAUUAAUGACCAAGGUUCCAGCAUCCUCUAUGUAUAGCAUGAGGUCUGGACCUGCGAGAAGCAGACCAGUUAGUGUUUCCGACUCUCCUCUUGCCACAAGCAGCAAUGCUAGUUCUGAACAAAGUGUCAAUAACAAUAUGAUCUGUUUAGAUGGAAGUGAACUUGAAGAUGAUCUCAGCAGCGAGAAAGGGCUUUCCAGAUGAUCAAAUAGAAGAAUUAAGCCUCUUGCUGUUGAUGAGUAUUUGCAAUCUAGCAAGUUUCGCGCCCUUUUCCCAUUUCUCUGUCUGACUGGCAGCAUAUGCAGCUGAGAGAAAGGUCACCUUUUUAGGAUCACCAGAUUGAGCUCCUGUUUGUUUUGUACCAGUUUGGCUGUCUGCUUUCAUCUUGUUGGCCUUUUUCCAAAUGAUAUCAAGGCCUUAUCAUGUAUGUGGAGAAUUGUUCAAUAGUUUAAUAUUCGCUUCUUCAUACUGCGUUGUCUAUGCCACGUGUAAUUUUAAUUUUCAAAUAUUAGCCGGUCAGAAGGGCUUUC
Messenger RNA from Elaeis guineensis (African oil palm), 2469 nucleotides. RefSeq lists its product as uncharacterized. The record is from RefSeq and is a predicted model, not a curated record. Gene Ontology annotation, biological process: cortical microtubule organization. Gene Ontology annotation, cellular component: cortical microtubule. Lineage: Eukaryota; Viridiplantae; Streptophyta; Magnoliopsida; Arecales; Arecaceae.